CGUUAAAACACACUUCAACCGGAAUAGCUAGAAACCUUAUUGCACUGUCACAGAACACCUCUUUUCUGGCACCCACCAUUGCACUUUGUUUAUACUCAUCCUGCACCCCCCACGCUCUAGCUGUCACACCCGGGUACCUUGAACUUUCACUGGGCCAUAACAAUAUGCGUCUCCGCGCCGUGUUACCUCCUCUUCCUGAUGAACUUCUGGAUGCACUCGAGGACCUUGGAAUUAAAACUGACGCAGACCUGCUAUUCUCUGAUGAUGCAGUGGACUUAUGGCGCAAGCUACCCGAUGACUCCAUCACCCUCCAGGAAGUGGUCGACCUUAUGACGCGCGUCGCAGCACAACAAGCGGCACCGAUGAUGCGAGGAGAUGUACUUCUUCAAGAAGAAACUGAAAGAUGCAAGAAACGCGCGUCUGACGCGCUGUACAGUGGUGUGCAGGCACUAGAUGAACUCGUUGGUGGAUUCGGUCAAUAUCGUGUACUCGAGAUAUCUGGCGACAGAUGUUCGGGAAAAACUGCCCUUGCGCUGCAAAUUGUUUUGCGAUAUCUCUCAGGCUGUGCUAACUCAAGUGCAGUAUGGAUCGACACCACUGGCGACUUCUCUGCAGAUCGAGUGCAUCAAAUUAUGAGAGAUGAUGGCUCCUUGGAAGCCUUAGAACGACUGCAGGUCUCCCUUGCCUUCGAGCUCGAAGCCGUUCAAGGAGUUCUGGAGUCUGCACAAUACUCAUUGAAUUUGGAACCCAAAGCAAAUAUUCGAUGUAUUGUGAUUGAUUCUAUCACUCCUCUCUUCCGACCGCUUCUUAGUGUGGUGUCUUCCCAAGGGCAUUCCCUUAUGACAACUUUCAUGCGACGGUUACGCGAAUUCGCUGAGAUGUAUUCACUGACGAUUCUGAUCAUUAACUCAACAAGUAAGGCAAGCCCUCGAAAUCCAGACUCUGUUUUCGCCUUCACCAAUCGAAAGCCGGCACUUGGGCCGUCUUUCACUUUUCUGACCGAUGCAACACUAUGGCUGUCCAGAAUAGAGAGACCUUCUCAGGAUUCAGACACGCUGCAUGUUGCAGAAGUCCUUCGCUCUCGUAGAGCCCAGUCCCAUAGAUGGUGUCCGUUCAGAAUACUUGACGGUGUCCUAAUCCCGUUCAGAUGAGGGGUUGAAUAAUCCAGGUGCCGGGUUGUAGGUCCUUUCCUGCUAUGGUAAAGGUUAAUGACAUGAGAUUCAAUCAGAUACGAAAGGUGCGAGGUCUGUCUGGCCAUAUAUUCGGACGUCAAUGAGAAAAAGAAAGAAAAAAGGGAGAAAAGAAAUACACAAUCAAUAAGGAUAUUAUCUAUAGGCCAAGUCCGAGUCGACGAAUCUAUAAAAUGCUGGAAGUCCGAGACGGUGUAACACAAGAAUUUGAUAGGGAAACACUACUGAUGCAGAUGAAGGAAAAUGGAAAAGAGGCGGAUAAGAGGUAAGCAGAGUUCGGGAUUCGUGCAUUCCUCCGAAACCAGCCACCGAUGCCAGUACCCAACAGGCCAACAGGAUUCGGCGCGACUCGAAUCCCUAGGUCUGUCAAGCAAAGGCUGGUGACACUACACUAUUACACCGUGUUGUGAUCUCCUACCCAGACGAAGGCCACGUCCGACCUUCGCGCUUGGUCGGGUGUGGCUUUCCCCCGGCUAUGAGACCACUAAAUAAUAUCUAACACUACGGGUACCGGUAAUUCCGAAAUGAAAGACAGUAUGUAUAACUGGGGCUUUCGGCAGCGUUCACCACUUCUCUUGGUGGUUGAGGUCGCCGAAAUCCUUCAGGGUAGCGACAAUGGCGAAGGUCGGCAGGUCUAGCUGGCUAGAUGUCUGGGUUAAGCCAC
This is a messenger RNA of Somion occarium, 1854 nucleotides long. The record is from the annotation of a GenBank genome assembly. Lineage: Eukaryota; Fungi; Basidiomycota; Agaricomycetes; Polyporales; Cerrenaceae.